Messenger RNA from Trypanosoma grayi, 921 nucleotides. RefSeq lists its product as hypothetical. The record is from RefSeq and is a predicted model, not a curated record. NCBI's taxonomy places the organism in Eukaryota, Euglenozoa, Kinetoplastea, Trypanosomatida, Trypanosomatidae. The annotation marks the transcript as partial. The transcript has a single exon.
AUGAAGCACCUGACAGGGAAAUCGCAAUUGACACAUCUACGGUGUUGCAAUAUACCAAAGAACAUUGACAGGUGCAGUCUCAACGAUAUGGGCCUCUCUGAACUUGUUUCAAUCCUGCGUCGAGGCAAAAGGAAGACGAGACUACAGGCAUCUAUGGGACUGCAGUUGAGAGACAUCCAGGUGCUGUGUCUGGUACUGAUGGUUGUGAUUGAACCGUUUCUUUGCUGUGCUGCUGCUGCGGCUGGUGGCGUGGUCCCCCGAACGAGAAUGGCCACGCCUGCAGCUGACGACGAUCCCUCGGUGACACUCACGAACUGCUUUCCCAGCGUAAUACUCAGUCCUUCCAACAUCCCAUACACCUGCGAAGUCAGCGAUGCCCAACCACUGAUUGACUUGAACCUCUCCGCAUCGUACUACACCUCAGUUCUCAAUCCUGGAUGGCCGGCGACUCUGGACGAGAAAGCCAAUACCAUUACAUUCAAGCCUGAUCGUGGGGCACCUUCGGGACGUUGGGAAUUGGCCAUAACACGUGUUUCUGACGAUGGAAACUCUGACACNCCUUCCAACAUCCCAUACACCUGCGAAGUCAGCGAUGCCCAACCACUGAUUGACUUGAACCUCUCCGCAUCGUACUACACCUCAGGCGUCCUCAGCUCCUUCUGGCCGGCGACUCUUGAUGCGAAAGCCAAUACCAUUACAUUCAUGCCUAAUGGUGGUGGUCCGUCUUCAGGACGUUGGGAAUUGGUCAUAACACGUAUAUCUGAGGAUGAAGACUUUGACACUCCUCUGACGACCAAUAAGAGCAUGGACUUCAUGCGCAUCGGUGCGACCCAUGCGGAUUUUGCUACACUCCAUCCGUAUUACGGUAUGGUCGUCUCGUGGGCACCCAAUCUCCCGAGUGGCACCAUGGCUUCCGACUAC